AAAAUAAUUGACAAAUGCAACUAGAUAAAGAAAUCUAGAAAAAUUGGCUUAGAGUAAAUCCACUUGAAAAUCCAAUUUUGAAGGAUCCUCCAAAACAUUAGCCUGAGAAGUUUAACGAGUAUGUCGAAUUGAAAGAUGAGGAAAAAGUUGUAGGAUUUUUGGUGAAUUAAUAAUCAUAUUUUUUCUAUGAAGAUGGAGGGUAUUAUUCAAUUAAAAUUCAUAGAUGGAGAGAUGAGAAUGGUUGUUAUUAUGAUAAGGAUGGACAACCAGAUGGAUGGUUUGUUUUACACCCUGGUAAUGAUAAUCAUGAACAUUAUUAUGAUCAAGAUGGCAUGUAUGUACCAACAGAUGUUGAGAAUGAAAAGAAUUCCAUUGAUAUUAAUUAAGAUAAUGAGGAAGACUCAAAUUAAUCAGAUAAAGAUGAUAUAUAAGAGUAUGAAAAACCCUGAAAAACCAAUUAAAUUGAUUUUCAAAAAAUAUAGGAAGCAUA
Messenger RNA from Paramecium octaurelia, 490 nucleotides. The record is from the annotation of a GenBank genome assembly. Lineage: Eukaryota; Ciliophora; Oligohymenophorea; Peniculida; Parameciidae.